Molecule: messenger RNA, 705 nt
Organism: Penicillium antarcticum
Lineage: Eukaryota; Fungi; Ascomycota; Eurotiomycetes; Eurotiales; Aspergillaceae
Product: GPI anchored serine-threonine rich family protein
Exons: 2
Coding region: 1-705 (234 amino acids)
Source: RefSeq, a predicted model, not a curated record
AUGUUCUUCUCAAAGUCUAUCAUUGCCACCAUGGCAACCAUUGUCACCCUGGGCCUCGCAGACCCUCUUUCGUUCACUGCCUGGCCUACUGAGCCGCUGCAGGCUGGCAAGCCCGUUACCCUUCGAUGGACUGGAGGCGCCCACCCUGAUCAGCCCGUGACCAUUACCCUCCGCGAGGGACCCUCCGGCAACCUCAGGGAUGUCAAGGUCAUUACCGAUCAAGCCAAGGAUGGCAGCUUCACCUGGACUCCCGAUAGCGACGUGAAGGGUGGUCAGACCUACGCUUUCCAAAUCUCUCAACAAGAUGAAAUGAACUACACUGCUCUCCUUCACUCUGCUGGUAACAAGCCCGCCGAUACCCCAGAAGACAAGGCCAGCACCACCGGCACCACCGGCACCACCACUGGCGCCGCUACCACCCCUGCUGCCAGCAAGACCACCGGAGGCACUCAGACCACCGAUGUCGCUAGUAGCAAGGCCCUCAUCAGCUCCUCAGCCAGCGGCUCCGCCACCCCAUCUAGCUCCGCUGUCGCCAGCUCAUCCAUUACAAGCAGCUCCGAUGAUGUUCCCAUGAUCACUGACAUUAGCAACGGCAAGGAGGCCUCUUCCACCGGUAGCGUACAGACCGAUGCUGGUUCAAUUACUCAGUCUUCCAUGAAGUUCGUAUUGGGUGUUGCUGGUCUGCUUGUCUACCUUGUUCAGUAG